AAAUGUUACUUAUCUAAAGGAUGGCCUGGCCAUCCAUUCUAGCAUAUUCUCUCUCACAAUGCUCUGCCCUCUCUUUUAAAAUGUGAAUGAAUAAAGCAAUUUUGGAGCAAUCAAAACAAAAUAAUACUCUACAUAUAAAAAUACACUUACACAGCACCAAAUACACUCACACACACAUAAACCUCCAUCUGAAGCCUGGAACAAAAUACAAAAAGUAAAAGAAGGUCAGUGGGCGCCUCUGCGCUCACGGGAAGAUGGCCGAGCCGGCAUCCAAGUCGGUGCUGUUUGUGUGUCUGGGUAACAUUUGCCGGUCACCCAUUGCAGAAGCAGUUUUCAGAAAACUCUUGACUGAUCAGAACGUUUCAGACAAUUGGGGGAUAGACAGUGCGGCCACAUCCACCUAUGAGAUAGGAAACCCCCCUGACUAUCGCGGGCAGGAGUGCAUGUGGAGGCAUGGUGUGCCCAUGAGCCACAUGGCCCAGCAGGUCACCAAGGAAGACUUUGCCACCUUUGACUACAUACUAUGUAUGGAUGAAAGCAACCUGAGAGAUUUGAAUAGAAAAAGUAAUCAAGUUAAAAACUGCAAAGCUAAAAUUGAACUACUUGGGAGCUAUGAUCCACCAAAACAACUCAUUAUUGAAGAUCCCUAUUAUGGGAAUGACGUGGACUUCGAGGCUGUAUACCAGCAGUGUGUGCGGUGCUGCAGGGCCUUCCUGGAGAAAGCCCACUAGGGUUGGGCAGUCCCCGCCGGCUGCUGCAUGCUCAGAUGCCGGAAUGUUCCCCAGGCCUCACGUGUGUCUUCC
Oryctolagus cuniculus (rabbit) is the source of this 803-nucleotide messenger RNA. Its product is annotated as low molecular weight phosphotyrosine protein phosphatase. Gene Ontology annotation, molecular function: acid phosphatase activity; non-membrane spanning protein tyrosine phosphatase activity. Lineage: Eukaryota; Metazoa; Chordata; Mammalia; Lagomorpha; Leporidae. Gene Ontology annotation, biological process: protein dephosphorylation. The record is from RefSeq and is a predicted model, not a curated record. Gene Ontology annotation, cellular component: cytoplasm.